AUGUACACUCAGUUCUCAGUUGCCUUUAGCACCGAUCUUGGAGGAUCUAAUGUUGAGGGCAAGAAGGUACCAUAUCUAGUUAGCAUAACAGUAAACUCUAAACCGUUUUGUGGAGGUUCCAUCAUAGCGGAUCGUUGGAUAUUGACUGCAGCACACUGUUUUAGCGGGAAUAUGGUGAAAAAUGCAGCUGUUCGUGUUGAGACCAAUAAUUUUACUGCGAGUGGAACUUUAUACCGCAUCGAUCGUGCUAUAGCUCAUGAAACAUUUUUUCCGGGCGCAUUUCGUGACGAUGCUGGACUGCUUCGUUUGAGGAGCCCUCUGAAGUUUGGAGAGCGUGUUAAGAAGAUCGAAUUAUUGUUGCAGAUUGUUCCGAAUAAUGCCACACUGACACUUGUCGGUAGGGGUUCUAUUAGUCAAGAUCGCAAAAAACCAAAAAUAACUCAAAUUAUCAAAGCUAAAAACAUUGCCUUGAAGCUUUGUCGCAAGAUGCAACCAGAUGCUAUUUACCCUGGACAUUUGUGUACAUUUGCUAAAAAAGGCAAAGGCGUUUGUGAUGGUGACUCUGGAGGCCCAGUGGUAUGGUAUGGAAGACAGGUUGGCAUAGUCAGCUGGUCAAAAGGAUGCGCUGCGGGAUAUUCCGAUGUCCACGCGCGCAUCAGCUACUUCCUCCCAUGGAUUAAGGCAACGAUUGCAGCAAAUAGUGAUUAGGAUUGACCAGUCAUUCUAUGUGACCAUUGUAUUUCACAAAAGAUGAAGAAAACAAUAAAGUUUUAGUGAUACAAACAUACUGAAAUUCAUUAUGCUCCAAUGAGAUCAGAAAGAUAACAAAUUAAACAAAUCAAAGCGAUCGAUUGAGCGGGAAGGCGCCAUUUAACAUAACCAAUGAACAGACGAAG
Molecule: messenger RNA, 896 nt
Organism: Anopheles merus
Lineage: Eukaryota; Metazoa; Arthropoda; Insecta; Diptera; Culicidae
Product: chymotrypsin-1-like
Exons: 5
Coding region: 1-708 (235 amino acids)
Biological process (GO): proteolysis
Molecular function (GO): serine-type endopeptidase activity
Source: RefSeq, a predicted model, not a curated record